This is a messenger RNA of Salvia splendens (bonfire salvia), 1800 nucleotides long. RefSeq lists its product as uncharacterized. The transcript has 3 exons. Gene Ontology annotation, molecular function: nucleic acid binding; zinc ion binding. NCBI's taxonomy places the organism in Eukaryota, Viridiplantae, Streptophyta, Magnoliopsida, Lamiales, Lamiaceae. The record is from RefSeq and is a predicted model, not a curated record. The coding region runs from base 1 to 1800 and encodes 599 amino acids.
AUGGAUUGCGGUAUGAAUGAGCAAACAGAUGUUGCAGAUGCUGCUGAUGUUGGAUUGAAUACUCAAGAGACUGUAGAAGAGCAUGCUGAUGUUCAUGCUGUACGAGGAGACCUUGAUGAUCCAGAAUUGUCGUCAUCAUCUUCUGAUGAUAUUUUAAGUGAUGAUUCCGGGAGGACAGAAGAUGGGACAGCUAUUAUCAGCGAGACCGACGCUGAAAAAGCGAAUGAAUGUCGAUGGGAAGUUUCUGUUACAUACAUGGCCCAUGAUGAUAUGUGGGAGAAUAGGAAGUGGCGGGGACGCCAUAGUCGUGAAGGCCAUCGUAAUGAUAGAGGACAUGCUAACUUUUCAUCACCAAUGAUUGCUUUGUGUAUUCGCCAUCAGUUGCUAAAAAAUGCCGAGUUCAGUGCCGCAGCCGUAAGAAAUUUUGUUCAUGACAAAUUUCAUGUGGUAAUUAGUUAUAAGAAGGCAUGGUAUGCACAGAGAAGGGCUUUAGAGAUUGUGUUUGGUGGAUGGGAGGAGUCAUUUAGGGAUUUGCCAAGCUACAUGCUUGAACUGCAGUAUAGGAAUCCAAGCACAAUCGUUGAGUGGAGGCAUAACGAGUUGUUGAGCCAGGGUCGUACUAAAGUCUUCUAUUACGUGUUCUGGGCACUUGGGCCUGCUAUACAUGCUUUCCAGGAGUGCCAACCUGUUUUAACAAUAGACGGGACUCACCUUCGAGGAAGAUUUAAAGAAACUGGCGACAGCUGGGAGUGGUUUUUGGAUCAUGUCAGGAUUCAUGUGGUGAAGUACGAAAGGGAGGUGUGCAUCAUUUCGGAUAGGCAUAAAGGAAUCCUUAAGGCUAUGCGUUCUGAUGAAUGGAAAAAGCCACCGAUAUGUCACCACAAAUUUUGUUUGAUCCAUGUGAGGAAAAAUAUCUUAACAAAACUUAAGGGUAAGGGCGGUAAAGCGAAAGGCAUGAUAUGGGCAUUGGGUGUGACAACUCAAGUACGCAAGUACAUGCGAAGGCGACGUGCACUACGGGAGGAAAGUCUUGUUGCGAUACACGAGCUCAACAAAGCCAAAAAAGAGAAUUGGUCUCUUUGUUACGAUGAUGAACUGAGAUGGGGGGUGCCCUCAACAAACAUGUCAGAGAGCUACAACAACGUGUUGAGAGGUAUAAGAGAGCUGCCAAUUAGAGCUUUGGUUGAUCUGACAUUUUGGAGAACAGUGGAAUGGUGGGCAAAUAGAAAGACAGAAAUACAACAUACCGAAGGUCGGUUGACCCCGUGGGCGAGGGACAAACUUGAUGCGAAUGAUGCGAAGGGGCAAAUGCAUUACUGUUCAGUACUUGACCGAGAAUUAGGUCAUUACCAAAUUCGAAGUCGUCCACGCGUUGAAAAGGGACAGGCAAAGGGCAAUGAUAGACAAGACGCCGAGUUCAUGGAUUUAAAGUGCAGUUGUGGAAAGUGGCAGAUGUGGAGAGUUCCUUGUUCCCAUGCGUGCACCGUUGCCAGAGAUCGAGGUAACUCUAUGUUUGAACUCAUUGAUAAACACGACCACAAAGCUACAUGGGAAGCACAGUACUAUGGUGUCUCAUUUCAAGCGCCAAGACACGAAGACUAUUGGGCAAAUCCUGGAUGGAAAUUGCGUAUCACACCUGAGCAGUUGCUUCCUCGAAAGCGCGGACAAGGCAGAACUAGGAGGAUUCCUAAUCAAAUGGAUGUCCGCAAGGAAGAUGAACUGAGAGCUCCCCGCAAGUGCAGGAAUUGCGGCGUAGAGGGGCAUGACCGUAGAAAUUGCACAGUCGGUCGUGUUAUGUAG